AUGGCUCCGUCAGCAGUCUCCCCCCUGCGACGGCCCGUCGACUCCGGGGCCGCGCAGCCUCCGCCCGGCAACUUCACGGGCUACGACCACGUAACGUGGUGGGUGGGCAACGCCAAACAAGCAGCAGCCUACUACGUCAACCUCUUUGGCUUCGAGCACGUUGCCUACCGGGGCCUGGAGACGGGCAGCCGGUACUUCGCGUCGUACGUGGUGGCCAACAACGACGUACGCUUCGUCUUCACGUCGCCGCUGCGCUCGGCCGCGCACCUCGAGGCCUCGGAGCCCAUCGAGGCCUCGGAAAAGGCGCUCCUGUCAGCCAUGUACGCGCACCUGGAGCGGCACGGCGACGCCGUCAAGGACGUAGCCUUUGAGGUGGACAACGUCGAGGGCGUCUACCACAAGGCCGUCAAGGAGGGCGCCGCGGCCGUGCAGCCGCCGCAGCGCCUCGACGACGGCGAGCACGGCUCCGUGACGACGGCCGUGAUCCGCACCUACGGCGACACGACGCACACCCUCAUCAGCCGCGGCGCCUACUCGGGCCCCUUCCUCCCCGGCUUCAGGGCCGGGCUCAAGCGGUCGACGGCCAGCGUGGCCCUGCCCCGCGUGCGCCUCGCCCGCGUCGACCACUGCGUCGGCAACCAGGGCUGGGACGAGAUGGCCUCGGCCUGCGCCUUCUACGAGCGCUGCCUGUCCUUCCACCGCUUCUGGUCCGUCGACGACAAGCAGAUCUGCACCGAGUUCUCGGCCCUGUCGUCCAUCGUCAUGGCCUCCCCCAACAACCUCGUCAAGAUGCCCAUCAACGAGCCCGCGCCCGGCAAGAAGAAGUCCCAGAUCGAGGAGUACGUCAUCUUCAACGCCGGCCCGGGCGUCCAGCACAUCGCCCUGCUGACCGACGACAUCGUCGCCGCCGUCACCGCCCUCCGCGCCCGCGGCGUCGACUUCAUCAACGUCCCGUCCACCUACUACGACACCAUGCGCCAGCGCCUCAAGACGGACCGCCGCAGCUGGCACCUCGCCGAGGACCUGGACACCAUCCAGCGCCUCAACAUCCUCAUCGACUACGACGAGGGCGGCUACCUGCUGCAGCUCUUCACCAAGCCCCUGAUGGACCGUCCCACCGUCUUUAUCGAGAUCAUCCAGCGCAAUCACUUUGACGGCUUUGGCGCCGGCAACUUCAAGAGUCUGUUCGAGGCCAUUGAGCGCGAGCAGGCCGAGAGGGGAAACCUGUAG
Metarhizium album ARSEF 1941 is the source of this 1230-nucleotide messenger RNA. Its product is annotated as 4-hydroxyphenylpyruvate dioxygenase. The transcript has a single exon. Gene Ontology annotation, molecular function: 4-hydroxyphenylpyruvate dioxygenase activity. Gene Ontology annotation, biological process: L-tyrosine catabolic process. The record is from RefSeq and is a predicted model, not a curated record. The coding region runs from base 1 to 1230 and encodes 409 amino acids. Lineage: Eukaryota; Fungi; Ascomycota; Sordariomycetes; Hypocreales; Clavicipitaceae.